AUGAUUCGCACACUCGUUGCAUUCGUUCCACUCCGCUGCUUAAAAGAGAGCUUCGGAAGUUUAUACAUACAGUAACUAGACAGCGCGCAGAGUAUCUAGACGCGAAAUAGGCUGAAUACAUUAUCGUAGGAAGCUUCAUCCAAGGUGUGAUCAAGUAACGUGUUUUGCUAAGAGAUUAUCAUAAUGGCGGACCGAUUGAAACAAUACAUUGAUGAUUACCAAAAUGCAGUGGCUAGAGACUUGAAUAAGUACGACAAACUGAAAGAUAUGGAUAUCUUCGUUCUCGACAACUCUAUGCGAGAGAGCACUGUUGGCCAACUUAGAGGUCAUUCGAUUGAAAACAAACGCGCUAUCUUUAAUGAAGUGAAGAAAUGUGGUUUCCAGCAUACCAUCAUAGCCUCGUUUUCACACAUGGCGCGGGUCGAUGAUAUAUGGAUGAAAAUGCUGAUAGAUGAAGGCGAAGACCCUGAUUAUCUAUGGGCGUUCUCUGAGGUGACGGUAGGUGCUAAAAAGGAUCGCACUCCUGACACCGAAAAGAUGCCAAUUGGAUUGCGAAAGAUAAAGGAAGGAGGGGUACGCAAUGUCUUUUUUGAGCUCGACCUUGGUGACGCGACGUAUGACUUCAAUCUUUUCUCCGUUUAUAAGAUGUAUCAAUUAACGCGGAAGUGGAUGAGCUGGUGUUACGAAAACCUUCAUUCAAAAUCAAAAAUCUUGCUUAACAUUCGAGAUAUUGAAGAAGUGAUGGAGACCCAUCCUGAACGUGUGAUUGAGUUUGUGGAUUUGAUUUCAACGAUGCCCAAUAAACAACGUCCCUUUGGUCUCGCUUUUGAAGAAACCGGGAAAUCUUUGCCUGAAGAAUGCGGACAUUGGGCGAGGAUCAUUCGUAAGAUUAUGGAUGAUAACGACUAUAAGGGACAUCUGCUUGUACAUGUACACGAGAAAUAUGGCUACUGUGAUGCCAUAGCUUUGGAGUGUCUGAUCGGUGGAUGCGAUGGCAUCUGGGCAGGCGUGUGUGGGGAAGGGGCGUCUAUGGGUCAGGCGUCCUCCUGCGUUACCCUUAUGAACAUGAUUCGUCUCGGCAACAAAAAAAUACUGAAGCAAUACAACUGCGAUAAUUUACGUAAAGCAGCCAUUGAAGUGACGAAGAUAUCGACGGGGAAACCACCUCAUGAUAAACAACCAGUGUUUGGUAAGAGAGCCCUCGAUUAUGUCUAUCAUUUGAACAAAGAUGAGUUUCAUUUGGCUGAUUUCUUUGGUGUUGAAGCUCCCGUUAGAAUCACAACAUUGUCGUCACCGGAUAUGAUUCGAACGAGAUUGGUUCAAUUGUUUGGAGACGAUCCUCACUUUACCUUGGACAUCGCACUCCGGAUGAAAGAACUUAUGCUUGAAGAUCUUCGAUCAGACAAGAGAGUAGAAUACAUGAGCAAGUUCGGGAUAGCUGUCUUGUUCGACCGAGCUGGCGGGUCUUUGACUGAGUCGAUGCGUAACAAGAUAACAAGUGGAAACGAGACUGGGCCACAUGCUCAAUUCCUUAUUGGAGAAAUUCGUAAAGUUUGGGAUGAAUUGGAUAGUCGUGAGGAAGGAGUGGGGGAUAAUAUGCUUCAAUUUGAUUCGUUCUACCAUGGUUUUAUGGCUCAGUACUUUUCCUCCUAUCGCUCUUUGGAUUCUAAAAAAGCAUUGCAGGCUCUGGAUAUGGACUCUGAUGGGAUGAUAGACUGGGACGAAUUCCUAGUAUAUCUGACGUGGGCUGCGAACGAGUUCCCGAAAACGGAAACACCCGAAGAACUGUUGGCGAUUGCCUUCACGGAAGCAAUAAUUCCGGCGAGUAGAGACGAAAUGAUCGACGAAUCAGACCUUGCGAACUAG
This is a messenger RNA of Owenia fusiformis, 1866 nucleotides long. NCBI's taxonomy places the organism in Eukaryota, Metazoa, Annelida, Polychaeta, Sabellida, Oweniidae. The record is from the annotation of a GenBank genome assembly.